AAACAUAAUUCUCUUCUCUCCUAUUGGCUGGUUUGUUUUUUUAAAUAUCAUUGUUUGCAAAGAAAAACAAACCCUCUCAGCCCCACUGGAAAAGGAAAAUCGUAAUUUAUUAAAGGAUAUUCUACAAAGUAACCCAAAUUUAUCAAAAAACACAAAAUGUUUCAUUUUAGUGGCUUUAAUAUGAUGUUCCCUGAAGCUGGACGUAACUUCAAAGCUUCGUACAAAUGUUUUUCGGUAUCAAUGUUGCCGGGCAAUGAGCGACAGGAUGUGGAAAAUGGAGGAAAGAUUAUUAUGCCACCCUCAGCAUUGGAUUCCCUGACCCGUCUCAAUGUGGAAUACCCAAUGCUGUUCAAAUUGAUUAACAACAAAAAGGCCCGUACCUCACACGCUGGCGUUUUGGAGUUUGUGGCCGAUGAGGGUAAAUGUUAUUUACCCUAUUGGAUGAUGGAUAAUUUACUGCUGGAGGAGGGGGAUAUACUGACUAUUGAAAGUGUCUCCCUGCCAGUGGCCAAGUUCUCGAAAUUUCAACCUCACAGCACCGACUUUUUGGAUAUAACCAAUCCCAAGGCUGUAUUGGAAAAUGCUCUAAGGAAUUUUGCUUGUCUUACAACGGGAGAUGUCAUUGCCAUUAAGUACAACAAAAAAGUGUAUGAGCUAUGUGUGCUGGAGACAAAGCCCGGAAAUGCUGUGAGCAUUAUUGAGUGUGAUAUGAAUGUGGAGUUUGAAGCCCCAGUUGGCUACAAGGAACCCACAACUUCCAAGAAAGUCGAACCUCAAGAGGAAAUGCCACAGGACCAUGUUAUGGAAGAGGUUGUGGAGACAUUCAAGGGUUCCGGUGUUCGUUUGGAUGGCAAAAAGAAGAAGGAUAAUCAAUUGGAUGCCCCCGUCAUUAAGAAGGUAAGGUCUGCACACAGAAUAUCCCUUCUCAUAUUUAUGUUUCUACUCCCUUUUUCCCAGAUCCUGGCUCGUGGUGUUCCCGACUAUGAUUACCAAUUUGGCUAUCUUAAAUUUGAUCGCACCAUAAAACCCAUUAGUGAUCGUGUGGCCGAGGUAGAUGCCAGUCCAGCGGUUCAAGAGAGUUUCCAAGGCGAGGGCUUUUCCAUGAAGAAAUCACGCAAAUAAAACCCGCUCUCCUUUUUUUAACAACAAUGUAAUCUAUAUUCUUUAGUUUUUAAAACAAUGAAUUAAUAAAUGUGCAGGACUUUUUACAAAGGUA
Messenger RNA from Musca domestica (house fly), 1216 nucleotides. RefSeq names its product ubiquitin fusion degradation protein 1 homolog (gene Ufd1-like). The record is from RefSeq and is a predicted model, not a curated record. Gene Ontology annotation, molecular function: polyubiquitin modification-dependent protein binding. Lineage: Eukaryota; Metazoa; Arthropoda; Insecta; Diptera; Muscidae. The coding region runs from base 157 to 1122 and encodes 321 amino acids. The transcript is spliced from 4 exons. Gene Ontology annotation, cellular component: VCP-NPL4-UFD1 AAA ATPase complex.